AUGGCGGUGGGAGCGGUGGGGACGGACCGGGAGUGACCGGAGUGACCAGGAGUGACCGCUGGGUCAGAGGGGAGGAUGGGUGGCCCAGGGCAGCCCCCGGGCCCCUCCCAGCUCCGGAGGACUGUUUGGUAGAAAACUCUCCCAUCAAACGAGUGAAAGCGGAAGAAUUGCAGUAGGAACGCGCUGAAAUUGGGAUGCCCUGACUUGACAAAACCUCAGACCCAACCAAACCCCAGACCCAACCACCGACGCCACAAAUGCGCCUCGGAAACGUGGAAGUUCUCAGCACCCGAGGCCCUGAGCACCCCGCGUGGAGUUCAGGAGGAAUUUUACUCCAAGCAAGACAAUAGACCCGGCAGCCUGGGGAGGACCCUUCCAAUCGGAGUUAUUCCAUGGCUGUAGGAUGAGCUGAAGCACAGCCUGGGCGUUCUCACCCCAACACCAACCAUUCCCCACCCCUCGGGUGUGUCCCCUCCUUCCCGUGCUCCUUCUGUGCCUUCUCCGGCAGUGCCUGACGUUGUAUCUCAGUUUGUGACCGGCUCUGUUGGGAAUUGACCUCAGCUCUCAGCCCUGGAGCUCUGCACUGACAAGCUGUGACAGUAUUUUUUCUAUAUAUAAAAUACAAUAAUCACACUGCAUCUUUACAAGACUUUGUCUCCUCAGGCAGCCAAGAGACUGGGUGUAUGAACCAACAAGCCCCUCUUUGGUUUUUUUAAAUGUUCCCCUGUCCAGCUGCAGCCCCAGGCUUUCCGUACUCCAUGUGGGAUUGCUGCAGGAGUUGCCUGGAGUGAGCAGUGCUGCUCCAGCCUUUAUACCUCAUCUUUAUCCUGGCUGGCAGGAGGGACAGACUCUGCCCUUGGGGACACACACAUAUCCAUAAUGCUCCCUCCAGCCAGGCAUUCUUCCUGCACAUCACACACAGAGAGGGCCCAAACCACUGCCUGGUGACUGAGGAGGCCAAGAUUAUAAUUUGGAAGAAAUAAACUCGAGUAGCAGCAUGCAAGGGACAGAAUUCCAUCCUGCUCCCGGACACCAGGCAAACAGCCAGAGCACUCCCAAAGUCUAGAUGUCUCAGACUCAGGUGUAACCCCUGGGAGCUGCUCUGGGCAUGUUCUUAGGGUUUGGAGAUGUAGUUUCAAUAUUCCAGCACAGGCAGCCCAGGAGGUGGAGCCUGCUGAUCACCCAGGGCUUGAUCCCACAGGAAUUCCUUCCAGCUGCACUUUGCUUUGCCAUUUAGGCUGUAACUGUGAGCACACUUGUUCUGAUGGCACUUCUCUCUAAGUGCUGAUGCAUUAAUUGCUCCAGGUCCUGGCAUCACUUUGGCAUUUUACUGGCUGGACUUCCCACACUCACAGAUCUGUGGUCCAGGAGGAACAUCACAGACAUGAAACUUGGUGGUGUCUCAGCAGUGAAGACAACAAUAGGAAGACAACAAUGGGAUGAAGCUGCUCCAAAGGAUUGUUGUUCCUGAGGAGAAGGAGUCACACGAUCCCUUCACACAUGGAACACUUGGUCAGGUUUAACAGGAGAGCGGCUGCAGCAGCCCGGGAAUGACCAUGGAGAAAAUCCUGAAGGCAGAGCUGAACACCAACAUUCUGAAGGCCGUGGGCAGCUCGGGGGGAGGAUGUAUCAGCCAGGGCCAAACGUAUGAGACAGACAGAGGGCGGGUGUUCGUCAAAAUCAACCACAAACCUCAGGCUAGAACAAUGUUUGAAGGGGAAAUGGCAAGUUUGGAAGCGAUCCAGAAAACCAAGACUGUGAGAGUUCCUCAGCCCAUUAAAGUGAUUGACCUGCCUGGAGGAGGAGCAAUGUUUGCCAUGGAGUACCUGAAGAUGAAGCACCUCAGCAAAUAUUCCUCAAAGCUGGGAGAGCAGAUAGCAGAGCUUCAUCUUUAUAACAGGAAACUUGGAGAGAAGCUGAGGAGUGAGGGAAGCACAAUUGGAAAAGGAGCCGGUCACUCUGAGUCCCAGUACGUGGAUAAGUUUGGAUUCCACACAGCCACCUGCUGUGGUUACAUAGCACAGGUGAAUGAGUGGCAGAGUGACUGGCCAUCCUUCUUCAUCCGCCACCGACUCCAGGCUCAGCUGGAUAUGAUUGAAAGGGAUUAUGGGGACAGAGAAGCCAGAGAACUUUGGUCACAGCUGAAACCAAAGAUUCCUGAAAUGUUCUGUGAUGUGGAAAUUGUCCCCUCUCUCCUGCACGGGGACCUGUGGGCGGGGAAUGUGGCUGAGGACGACUCCGGGCCCAUUAUCUUUGACCCCGCCUCUUUCUACGGCCACUCGGAGUUCGAACUGGCCAUUGCCGGGAUGUUUGGGGGCUUCAGCAGCUCUUUUUUCUCUGCCUAUCACAGCAAGAUACCCAAAGCUCCAGGAUUUGACAAACGAAACAAGCUGUAUCAGCUCUUUAAUUACAUAAACCACUGGAACCAUUUCGGGACGGGGUACAGGGGCUCUACCCUAAACAUGAUGAGAAAACUCCUGAAGUAACCAGGUAGGUUUGAGAAAUUCCAACGUAUUCUCUUAGGAAUGGGCAGCCCCUGCUCAUCCAAAGUACCACAAACUCGGAAUUGGUGGUGAAACACCUGACAUGGAAUAGGCUUAAUGCACUUCUGAGCCUCACUAAUUAA
Corapipo altera (White-ruffed manakin) is the source of this 2626-nucleotide messenger RNA. It is a transcript of the gene FN3K, whose product is annotated as fructosamine 3 kinase. NCBI's taxonomy places the organism in Eukaryota, Metazoa, Chordata, Aves, Passeriformes, Pipridae. The transcript is spliced from 7 exons. Bases 1551 to 2486 code for a protein of 311 amino acids. The record is from RefSeq and is a predicted model, not a curated record. Gene Ontology annotation, biological process: fructosamine metabolic process.